Messenger RNA from Linum trigynum, 6808 nucleotides. Lineage: Eukaryota; Viridiplantae; Streptophyta; Magnoliopsida; Malpighiales; Linaceae. The record is from the annotation of a GenBank genome assembly.
CGGAACUUCGACAUUGAUUUUCGAGAGUUCUACUAAAGAAGGUUGUACAUAUGGAAUAUGAAGUGGUUUGGUCUACAAAAGAAAGAUUAUUGUACAUAUGAAAUCAGGAGUGGAUUGAGAUAAAAAAAUGUUUUCAUUUGAAGAGCCACCAAAUUGAACUCCGGUCAGUGCUAGAGUCAUCCACGACUUUGUGAAAAAUGAGUAGAGGUUCUUUAUUCACCAGAACUUUGUAAUGGAUUUUCAACAGUUUACAAAAAAUGUUUUUACAUGGUUGUUGGACAUGCAUAGGAUGAUGUUUUCGAUAUUCUCAGGUACUAAUAACUAUCUACAAAAACUUUAUGCUUUUUGUGUGAUGUGUGCAUCAUGUGUUCUUUUCCAAUGCAAUUACUCAACAACUUUACUUAUUCCUCUGCCAACAUAAUAUAUAUUUCAAUAUUAUUUUUCAAUAAAAAACAAAAAAUAAUAAGCGCUAUUGAUAAUUGAAUCAAAUAUCGCACAAAAACAUAAAUACUUUUGGAGGUAGUUAUGAGUGCUCGAGGAAAUCAAAAACAGUAUCAAGUGCAUGCCCAACAAUCAUGUAUAAACUUUUAUUUGCAAAAUUCUUUAAAAUCAUGACAAAAAUUCGAUAAAUAAAAAACUUCUUAGAGAUCAUUCUCUCAACCAGGCGAAAAGCAUCAACACACUCUAUGGGUAAUGAAGUCAUUCACAAUCAUUUUCUAGAUUCUCUUAGUGGCCGCAAACUUGUGCUUGAUCUUGCAACUCGCAAAAGCUUAUCAAGGACAAAACAUUGGCGAAAGGUUUAGUAUCACCAAUUAAGGUCUGCAUCUAGUCUUUACGGGUGCGAUUUUUGUGAUUUUGAAGUUAGAAACAAGAAAAAGACAAAGAGUAUCACAUAUGGUAUCUCAAGCAUAUGUCUAAAACAGCCCUAUGGUGGAUGACAAAUAAGAGUGAAAAGUUAUCAACAGUAGAUGAGUUUAGUUUCAUUUACUAACCUUCAUAGCUUAAGGAUUAUAAAUACAUAAAAAUUAUUAAAAAAAAUUCAAAAAUGCAUAUAUGUUGAUGAUUACCCCAAUUGGACAACCAUAAUAUCCAAGAAAAACACAAACAAACUCAAAGUUAAUAAGCAAAGUGACAAAAUAUUUUUUGAUAUUUUGGAAAUAUAUCCAAAUUUUCAAACAAAGUUCGUGUAUGCAAUGUGUAAUUUGUAAAAGACAAAAAAUAUUAUUGUAUUAUUCUUGUUUCACAAAUUCGUAUGUAAAAACUUAUCCUCUAUCUCAAUGGAACUCAUUUCAUAAUAUACUACACCUUUAAACAUCUCAUAGAAUUGGUCAUCUAUAUCCAAAAAUUGUGAGUUAUGAAACUCAUAUGGCAAAUUCUUAAAAUUCUUACUACUCCACUCAAAUAUCUUAUCUUGUAUUAAGUUUCAAGAAAUUUAAGAGAGUUUGUCUUUCCAAUGUAUUGUAUUGGAUAGCACAAAAGAAUAGAAAUAAAAAAUUAUAUUCUAAAAUAUUGCUGACAAUACAUGAGUUGAGUUUUAAUUAUUAACUAUAUAACUUAAAUAUAUAGUUUUCACCCUCAACUAAUUUUUCAUGUAGGACAUCAAAAAAUAUUGUUAAACAUUAUAUAACUUACCUCAUUGUACAACCAUCACAGCCGACUGAUCUAUUGUUCCAAAACUCUAAUAAUCUUAUAACUUUUUCAUAACCACAAUAUUUAAUUGAUAGUGUAGAAAACCAAGUCAUGCUACUCAUUCUACCAUUAUGGAGUUCAUUGAAAGCACAAAAGGUUUAUUCACGUUGACAAUAAUCUUAAACGGAAAAAACAUAAAAUUGAUGGUUACCCUGUUAAACAUUCAUUACAGUCUACAUAUACAAACAAACUCAAAGUUUAUAAUCAAUUUUGAAAGUAUAUCAACAAUUUUGAAUUAUUCUUGUUCCACAAAUAUGUAUUUUAGAACUCAUCCAUUAAUACAGACGUCUUUAAACAUUUUACAUAAUUGAUAAGCUAAUCAAUUCAUAUAAUAGUUUUACUAUUAUCCAAAAAGUAAGAGUUGUGAAAAUCAGGUUGCAAGUUCUUAAAAUUUUUACCACUCUCACUCAAAUAUUUGAUAUUCUAUUAAGCUCCUAAAACUUGAGAGAGUUGAGGAUCUUUCGAAUGGAUUAUCGUGGAUGACAUAGAAUAGUAGAACGAAAAAAUCAGAUUAUGAAAUAUUACAACCAAUAUAUGAGUUGAAUUUCAAUUAAUAACAUUUAAAAUUCAAUGAUAUAGCUUUCAGUCGCAACUAAUUUUUCAUGUAAGGUAUAAAAAAAACAUGGCCAGAAGUUGUUCAACUCAACUAAUUAAACAACUUUUACACCAUGCUGAUAUGUUAAUUAAAACCUCUCAUAAUCCAAUAAGUUCAACUUUGAAAUUAAGUUUUUCACAAUCACAAUAUUUAAUGGAUAGUGUAGAAAGUUGUGUCACACACAGUACCAUUAUGAAGUUCAUUGAAUGCAAAAAAUGUUCAUCCACUUUGAAAUAAUGUCAAACAAAAAAAAACAUAAAAUUAAUGGUUAAUCCGUUGAACAUCCAUCGCAAUUCGGAUAUACAUAAACAAACUUAAAGUUAACAAUCAAUGAGACAAUAUUUAUUGACAUUUUGCAAGUAUAUCAAUCACUUAGAAACAAAAAGUAGCUCAAAUAUGUACAUGCUACUGCUCAAAUAUGUACAUGCUACUGCACAAGUUGUACAUGUGAUGCAUAAUUUCUACAGAAUAAAGAAUCUCAUUACAUUAUUCUUGUACAGUUAUUUCGAGAAUCAUAUUCAGGCUCAUUACAUAUAUAUAUUUUUUGUUUUUUGAUAAUGGUGAUGAUAAUUUAUUAACUAUAUAUCAAAUUAAUUUAUUGUUUUUAUCAUAUUCGGGACGCAGCAAAUGUGUACACUAUUCAUGUAUGUUUGAUAUCUUUUCACACUUUAUUGAUAUGUUGGUCCAAGUGUUUUUUAAUCCAGCAAUCUCCAUUAACAAUUUGGAAAUUCAUAAGACUAAUUGUAAUCACUUUGUAGUUUAUCGAGCGCAAACAAAUUUUGUUUCACGUUAAAAAGAAUGAAAAAAUGAAAACCGGAAAAUUAUAAAAAAACCUAACCACAUAUAAGUGGAUUUCUACCCCCAUUGAACAUCCUUUAAGCCUAGAUAUAAAAAAUAAACUCAAAGUUAGUAAUCAAGAAGGAAAAAAAUAAUAUUAUUGAUAGUUUGCAACUAUAUCGAUUACUUAGAAAAAUAGUGACAUUAUUACUUAGAAAAAUAAUGGUAUACAAUUUCUAUAAAAUCUGGCCAGAAGUUGUUCAACUCAACUAAUUAAACAACUUUUACACCAAACUGAUAUGUUAAUUAAAACCUCUAAUAAUCCAAUAAGUUCAACUUUGAAAUUGAGUUUUUCACAAUCACAAUAUUUAAUGGAUAGUGUAGAAAGUUGUGUCACACACAGUACCAUUAUGAAGUUCAUUGAAUGCACAAAAUGUUCAUCCACUUUGAAAUAAUGUCAAACAAAAAAAAACAUAAAAUUAAUGGUUAAUCCGUUGAACAUCCAUCGCAAUUCGGAUAUACAUAAACAAACUUGAAGUUAACAAUCAAUGAGACAAUAUUUAUUGACAUUUUGCAAGUAUAUCAAUCACUUAGAAACAAAAAGUAGCUCAAAUAUGUACAUGCUACUGCACAAGUUGUGCAUGUGAUGCAUAAUUUCUACAGAAUAAAGAAUCUCAUUACAUUAUUCUUGUACAGUUAUUGCGAGAAUCAUAUUCAGUCUCAUUACAUAUAUAUUUUGUUUUUGUUUUUUGAUAAUGGUGAUGAUAAUUUAUUAACUAUAUCUCAAAUUAAUUUAUUGUUUUAUCAUAUUCGGGACGCAGCAAAUGUGUACAUUAUUCAUGUAUGUUUGAUAUCUUUUCGCACUUUAUUGAUAUGUUGGUCCAAGUUUUUUUUAAUCCAGCAAGCUCCAUUAACAAUGUGGAAAUUCAUAAGACUAAUUGUAAUCACUUUGUAGUUUAUCGAGCGCAAACAAAUUUUGUUUCACGUUAAAAAGAAUGAAAAAAAUGAAAACCUAAAAAUUAUAAAAAAAAAUAACCACAUAUAAGUGAAUUUCUACCCCUAUUGAACAUCCUUUAAGUCUAGAUAUAAAAAAUAAACUCAAAGUUAAUAAUCAAGAAGGAAAAAAUAAUGUUAUUCGUAGUUUGCAACUAUAUCGAUUACUUAGAGAAAUAGUGACAUUAUUACUUUGAAAAAUAGUGGUAUACAAUUUCUAUAAAAACAAAGGAAUCUCAUUUGCAUUAUUCUUCUUCCACGGACAUCCCCCCUAAUUGUCAGCGUCAAAUUCAUGUAAGUCCUCUACGAUCAUCCGACAAUUCCAAGUUUAGAAAAUUUGUGUGCUUAUUCUCAACCUUUUUACCAACUUCAGUUAAAUAUUUAAUCCUUUGUUCAGCUCCGCGAAACUUGGAGAGUUGUGCAUGUUUCACAAUUUGGUUUUUACUUUUAUGGUACAACUUAAAGUUGUAUCUUUAACAUUAUGGUAAAACUUGAGAUUGUAUAUGUACUCUUUUGUAUUUAAAUUCCCUUAUGGUACAACUUCAAUUUGUACUUUUAACGUUAUGGUACAAUUUUAAAUUGUAUUUUAAAGUACCAAUUCUCUACGAUAAGUAAAAGGGACGACGUCAACGUAGGCUCCUGUGGUGUUAAUUCUCUUCAAUAGCCUUUGAUUUGGUGUCAGUGGCUGAACGAGGAAUUUGAAUAAAAGAGGGGGGGGGGGGAGCCUUGAACCAUGAUACUUGGGGGAGGGGGCUAAGACCUUACUGACUACUCUAUUUCUUAAAAAUUUUACGAAUUUUACAUGCGUUUUUACUUGCAUUUCAAAUUUGAGGGGGGCUAUUGACCCUCCUGGCUUCAACCUAACUCCUCUACGGUUUGGUGUCCUUACAUGAUGAUUACUGCGGAAAGAAAAAAAAUAGAAAAUAGAAGUAAGGAAACACAUUCAAAGCCAGUAAGGAAAUACCAAAAUGUAGACACAGAACACAAAGGAGAUGGCGGCACCGCAAGUAUCCCAACUUCAUGAACUUAGGGGUCAUUUGUUUCGUGGAAUUGGAUGAUGGAUUUGGUACCCAACUCCAAUCCAUCAAGGAUUUUAACCAACUUCAUGUACUUGAGGGUCAUUUGUUUGCCCACGGAUUUAAAGAAAAUCCAUUGUUUUCUUGCACUUUUUAGGGACCAAAUCUGUAGGGCCCACGGAUUUUAAGGGUCCAAAUUGGUGGACCCCACGGACUUGUAAAUCUCAUAUAUUGAUGUGAGAUUUGGAACAUGCCAUAAAUCCAUGAUGAGAUUUUGCUCAUAGACCUUCAUGAAUUUUUACUAUUUCAAGGUUGCCCUCACAUUUACCUAUUGUACAUUAUAAUUAAUUAACAACAAAAAAAUAAUAUAAAUAUUCAAUUUUUCUAACAUUAAUAACACUAAUGGUAAACGACCGCUCUCCCUUCUCUCUUCUUUCUCUCUGUAUCGAGUGAACCCUAGCUAGUUGAUCGGCGGGGAUGGCCGCUCCGGCCAAUCCUCCCCCGGUGAAUUGGGCUCAAUUAUUUGGAGUAGGCAAGGACAACAGACUGCGAUAUGUUGCUCCGACGCUGGACAAAGGAGAUUUGGUCAUUCCUCAAGCGGUUCAAGAUGAGGGUGCGGCUCGUUGGCGUAAUUCGCUGAUGGGGCAGUUUUUGGCGAAGCCUCCAAGCUUGUUCAAAAUCUGUCGAUGGGCUCAGAGAUUCUGGGGUCGUGAUGGUAAGGUUCUGGUUACCCUUUUGGGGGAUCUUCUGAUAAUGUUUCAUCUCCCAAAUAGUGAUUCCUGUAAUUGGGUUUUUGAGAAUGGGCCGUGGCAUUGUGAGGGUAAUCCAUUGUUUGUGUGAAAGUGGGCGCCGAGAAUUCAGUCGAUGGAAUUGAAUUUAGGGGUUUUGCCUAUUUGGGUUAGUCUGCGAGGGUUACCUCUAGAGUAUCUUACUGUGGAGGGGCUUAGCAGGGUUGCAAGUAGACUUGGCAAGCCUCUAUGGAUGGAUCAGGAUACUAAGAUGAGUGCUUAGAUGAGUUCAACUAAAGUAUGCAUUGAAAUGGCAGCGGAUUCUGAAUUUCCAACGAAUUUUCGUAUCAGGCCAGAAGGAGGGGAAGCAUUGAGGAUCUCUGUAAGCUACAAGAGUGUUCCCCAUCGUUGUGCAUAGUGUGGCAUUUUUGGGCAUGAGGUUGGACAGGGAGAUGAUUGUCGUACUUUGGAAGUGUUGCAAGAUAGAGAGCUGGUGGUGGCUGGAUCAGUUGAUUUAGAGGCAUUACAAGUACAAUGGGCCCCUAAACCAGGAGAGGUUGCCACGGAAGCUCCUUUAACUCAGGAAGAAGCUCCUUUUUCCUCAAGUGUUGGGGCUGCUGCUGUAGAGGCCUCCUCUAGUGCAGGGCCUACUACAAUGCCUUCUCCAACAAUUCCUUAGUCAGCAGUGGCUCAAACACCUCCUCAGACAAUUGGGGACAGGAGUAAAGUGGUGCUGGAUGAUGAGGAGUUUCAGCUUGUGACUAGGAAAAAUAUUCAGUUUUCAGUGGGUGGGGGCAUCAGGAUUCCUCAGUUGGCAGUAGCUGCUAAAAUUCCCUUGAAUGCCAAAGGGAAUGCUAUGGUGGAUAAUAUUACCCACCCCCCCCCCCCCCCCCCCCCCCCGGAAAAAGGGAAGGGGUAACGUAAAGGUAAAUGAAGAUGAUGAGUUGGAAUCUCAGGGGAUUUAACACUCCUGAGAAGCAUAGAUACUUAAAUAAAAGGUUAUCUAGUAA